ACUCUCGUUAUUUUGCUACCAAAUUUUUUUUAAAUUUCGACGGUUUCGUUCGGUCUGCGCUUUGCUUGAGAUUUCAACAACAGUUUCCCAAGAUCAAUCGUUAGGUAAUGUUUAUGAGUUUUUGGUUUUGAUUUUGUCGAAGUGUUAUUCUCUUUUCUCCCUUUCUGUGUUUAAUUUUGGGUUUUUUUGAAGGAAAUUAGGGUUGGGAGUGAGAAUGUAUUGAGUGUGUUAGAAUUUUUAAGGGUCCUGACUCCGUUCCUCCUCCAACUUUAUGCAGAAAUUGGGGAGAUGUCUUUAAAAGGGACCAUGAGUGUAGUGGGGAGUGAAGUGAUGCCCCUGGAUUACGGUAAUAUGGAUUCGGAGAGCAGUCCAUCUCCAUCUAGUUCGGAGAGGACGGUGGAGGAGAAGGGGAAUCGAAGGGUAGUAGAAGAGGAGGAAGAUGAGAUCCCCUCAAACAUUUUGGAGGCUGGGGGGAAUGUAGAUGGGUGUUAUGACCCAGAGUUAGACAUAGUGUCUGAGGUGAGGGGAUACGUGAGUGAACUGGGUAGCAGGGGUGGUCUUAGGGGCCUCGUGGGUAACUGUAACCUUCCUCACCAUGUCCUAAUUAGGCCUGCCGGGGUGAAUGAGAGGGCAUGCUCAGCACCCCAAGACCAUUGGAUGCCCCUAUACGUCCAUUAUUUGAUUGCAGGUCUUAGGUUUCCCAUUCCAGAAUUACUGGUUGGGGGUAAGGGGGAAAAGGGGUGGUACUACUUCGGCCCUCGGUCGUCCAGCAAAGAGAAUAGGAGUUUAUUCUCUUUUGGACCGUCAUCCAUCAAAGGAUGGAAAGAAAAAUUCUUUUUUGUGGAUGACACCGAGUGGAGUAGGGGGGAUGUCGAAGUAGAACAAUUAUCUGCUUGGAAAGCUAAGAAAACCAAGCAGAACAAUUAUAAACUGAAUGAGGAUGAAAUGGAGGAGGUUGAGAAGCUGGUGAGGGAGGAAGGAGAUGUAAUGGAUAUCAUGUACCUCACCAGCCCGAAGGUGAGAUUUUCGUUUGUGUAUUUUGACAUUUAUGUGUGUUUUGAAAUUGAAAUGGACAGCUUUUUUGAUGCUGCUGGGGGGCUGCGUAUCCCUAAGAAGCCAAGGAAGAAGUCAAAGACUUCAACUGUGGUAGAGAAGAGGGUGGCAAAGACGGAACAACUGUCCAGCACUUCUGCCCGGGCUGUGGAGAUGCAGCCAAGGCCAAAGCCUGUGAUGGGGGGUAGUGAGGAGGCGAGUGAGGAGGUGGCACUGCUCCAUAGAAAGAAAAGGAAGGUGGCAGAACUGGAGGAGGCCGUGGUGCGAGGUCCUAGCAAAGGCAAGGAGCUCAUCCCUCCUCAUUCAUACCAGAAGAGUUUGUUCGAGGCAACGAACACUACUGGAGCGAAACGGUUCCUCAACGCAACUCUUCUUGAGAGUGCGAGCUGGGUCAACGCUCUUGUGCAGGAGUAUGCGGAGAGCAAGGAAAAGGAGGAGCUGCAGAAGAGGAACAAUGAUAUGCAGAGGAGACUGGACGAAGUGCUGCCAUCAGUGACCGAACUCCAGAAUGACAAUGACACCUUGAGCACGAGACUCAUCUUUGAAGAACGUAAGAGGAAAAUCUGUGAAGAUAAGCUCGAGGCUCAGGAUAAAUACAUUGAGAACAUGAAGAAAGGAGUGGCGGAGCUGAAGAAGAAUGUGAAUCUGCUGGUUCACAACGGGAUGGAGGAGCACAUUGGCAACUUCCUCAACUCCAGCACCUUUGAGAACAUAAUCAACCUCUACCGGCUGCCAACCGCCAUUGUGGCCUUCAUCGACUGUAGAAAGAAGGUGAAGGCUCAGUACCCAGAGGUGGACGUGACAACGGUCACUUUUGGGGAGCAAGAAGAAGGAGUGGAGGAGGAUGGUGAGAGCCUCGUUGCUGACUUCCAGCCUCUGAUCAAGCUAAGGUGGGAGCGUGACGCAGAGGGGCGUACUAUCUUUCCUUCUACCUUUGAUGCUGAGCUGGUGGCAGUGGAGGAAGAAGAAGAAGAAGAAGAAGAAGCGCGAGGUGCUGGAGUGAAGAAUCAGGCAGACCUGGCCGAAGUUCAGCCUCCCGUUGUUCAUCCUGUCUCCUUCGACGAAGUGUAGCAGCUAGUUCUUCCCGAAGCAGAAGUGCCGCCUUUGCUUACUGGAGAUGAGCUGCCUCAACCACCUCUUCUUGCUGAGGAGCAGCCUCCUCCUUCAGCAGAGUAGCUUAGGUCUUUAUAUCUUUUUAGUUAUUUUUGUAAAUAACAUUUUUGUAAUUAAGAUUUUAUUUAUAA
This is a messenger RNA of Rubroshorea leprosula, 2297 nucleotides long. Lineage: Eukaryota; Viridiplantae; Streptophyta; Magnoliopsida; Malvales; Dipterocarpaceae. The record is from the annotation of a GenBank genome assembly.